Messenger RNA from Sitophilus oryzae (rice weevil), 833 nucleotides. RefSeq lists its product as uncharacterized. The transcript has 6 exons. NCBI's taxonomy places the organism in Eukaryota, Metazoa, Arthropoda, Insecta, Coleoptera, Curculionidae. The record is from RefSeq and is a predicted model, not a curated record. The coding region runs from base 16 to 750 and encodes 244 amino acids.
UGUGAAAUAUUGAAGAUGUUACUGUCACUUUUAGUAACACUUGUUGGUUUCUACUUUGUUUGUUCUGAAAAUACACUACCAUCCUUUCUCCAUGUAUGCAAACGAGACGACCAACAUUUAUCUGAAUGUGUAAUAAAAUCUAUAGAAUAUUUGAGGCCAUACUUAAUAAAAGGAAUUCCUGAGUACAACAUUCCUAGUUUAGAACCAUUAAUUAUGGAAAAUUUCUUUUCAGACGAAACUCAAACUUUAAAAAUUGUUGUUAAUAAUGUAAGUGCGUAUGGUUGCAGCAAUUUUACUAUUAGUAAUUUAAGUAUAAAUUUACUCAACCAUGAGGUAAUUAUUGAUGUUGAGAUACCACAACUGAUGAUUGAAGCUCAAUAUACUCUAGAUGGAAAGAUUCUGUUGGUACCUGUAAAAGGAACUGGAAACUUGGAAGCCAAUAUAACUGAUAUAGGCGCAAGAGCAAAAUUAAAGGGCGAACCUUAUGAAAAAGAUGGAGAUAUAUAUGUGAGACAUCGUGAAAUAAAGUUAAAGGCGCGAGUUGGAGGCGGAUCUGUUCGUUUGAAAAAUCUUUUCAAUGACAAAGAUAAGGUUUUAUUGACUAUUAUCAAUGACGCUAUUAAUAGAAACUUACAACCCUUCUUGGAUCAACUGAUGCCCAUUAUCGAAAAUGCAUUAGGUAGAGUGUUUUUAAAUGCCGGCAAUGGUAUCAUGGAAUCGUUUUCAUUUAAUCAGUUGUUUCCCAAAUAAUUCAUCUAUUGUUGGCAAAUAUUUGUUUUAUUUAAAACGUACAUCUUAAAAAGGGCCUGGUAUCAAAAGCAGACAUGAUUUAC